CUCCGCCUACAGGUGCACUGAGGUUUUCACUGUCCAAAAAAACGGCUUUGUCCUUUUGGCAGCGAUAGUCGCGAUCCGGACUCUAAUAAACUUUCAUGAAGGGAUUUAUACAGAAGAAUUAAUCAGGCGGAGUAUGUAUCGGAUAUUACCUCUGCUCCUCCUGGGAGGAUUCUUCCUGACAGGCGUGCGGCAUGUUACUGGGAUAGAAAUUAGAACGGAGAAGGAAAUGGAAGCAGUCAACGGGACGGAUGUGAAACUAAGCUGCACCUUCAGUAGUACUCAUCCAGUGACUCCAGGUUCUGUCACAGUAUCCUGGUACUUCCAACCCCUGAAUUCAAAACCCGGCGAGUCUCUGUUUUACUACGAGAAUGAAACGCCUCACCCUCCAACGUCUCCGCAGUUCAAAGGGCAUGUAGUGUGGUCGGGAGAUAUCAUGAGAAAAGAUGCUUCCAUCACUCUCCAGGACGUGAAUCCAACUUUUAAUGGCACCUACAGCUGCCUAGUGAGAAACCCUCCAGACUUUCAAGGCAAUAUUGGAGAGAUCAACCUCAGAGUGAUCAACAAAGUGUCCCUCUCUGAGAUAAGCUUCCUGGCGAUCAUAGUUGGAGGUGCUUGUGGCGUAAUCCUGCUCAUUCUCACUAUCAUUAUGGCAGUGAAGUUCUACAAGAAAAAGAGAAGGGAAGAUGACUUUGAGCUGCACGAGCACGAUUUCAAAGACCCAACUGUGUGCAAACCCGAGGAGGCAGAGCAUCUGACAGCCAUGCAGAAGAAAAAAGAGGUCAGUUCAGACGAUGAAGAGUCUGAGCCCAGCAGUGGAGAUGAUGAUGAUGACGAUGACGAUGACGACGACGACGAUGACGAUGAUGAUUAGAUAGAUGUAUUUUUCUUGAAUUCAAUUUGUUCAUUCACACAAAUUUAUUGGGCUGAUCAUGUGGAUGUGAUGCAUUCAGAAAGUUUUGCGACCGCCCAUGAAAAGCAGAAACUUCUGAUUGAAAUCUAAUUUUUCCCUGUAAAGAAACUCUCCCUGUGCACCUCUGGAACACUUCCACCAUAGAGGCUACUUUUAGAUAUUAACCUUAUAUUAAAAUGUGAGUAAAAAGAGAAAAGCAGUGACUUGCAAAUAAGUUAAAACUUUUAUUUAUUUGGAAAAAAAAUCCCAAGAAAAAAUGUUGACAUAUUACAAUGUAUUUGUUUUGUUUUAAAAUUUUAUGUCAGCAGCAUGUUUCAUAAAAUUCUGGAUUUAUUUCACAGUUUUUCUUAAUUUCAUCAUGUUUUUUUAAGGAAGACUUGUUGACAGUAUAGAAAUGGAUGUAGCUUCUGUGACACUGCUCCCUGGUCUCUGAAGUCUUUGAGGUUUUGAAGCUUUCAGAUGAUGUUGCCAUCUUGGUUUUAAAAAACUGAUAUGAUGAGGCUGAUAUGAAACCAGAUCCUUAGAUGAUGUAAUGCUGGUUUGUUUUAAGACUCUUUCAUACAGCUUCUUCUUCUUUCUUUCUUUUUUUCUUGCCUCAAAGCUACUUCCAUGUUUUAUACUGUCUAUGGAUAAACUGAGCUUCUCUUGGAUUCUCUUCUGAGACUUCUAGUUUGCUGCUCUCCAGUUUAAGAUGAGCAUAUACAAUAAAAUAUCUGUCAACAUUUUAUAUCUCUUCUUAGUACUUUUUCAGUUAAAUAUCAGGUUAUUACUGCAUUCUGCUUUAUUGACAUUUUACUUGCUGCUUUAUUGACAUUUUACUUGCUGCUAUAGUGUAGUUGACAGGAUUAAAAUAUAUUUGGCUGAACCCACAUGUUAUCUUUGCAAAGCUACCUUUUUUUUCUUCCUUGCCAAAAAGCUUGCAUUUGCAGACAGCAAAUCUCGACCAAUGACAUUUCAGCUGAGAAAAUCAAGUGUGUUAAGCUCCUAGCAUUAAACAGAAGUCAUGUGCAGGUUACAACGGUUGGCUAAGCUCACUCCUUUUUAACUAUUACAAAUUAUUUCCACUUCCCAAUGUGACGCACCAACCAAAGCUGACUGAUUCCAGCUUUUUCUGCACGAAUAAAGAACUUACACGACUAUUUCAGUACUCCACAUACAUACUCCAGUAUAUAGGCACCGAUGUCUGAAAUGUGUUGAGUUGUCAUUUCAUUUUUUAAUAACUGGGACAAAUAAAUGCCAGACUUGUUCACUGUACUGUUUAUGAUCGCUAUGUUGCUUUGUUGUUGUGUAAUCUCAUUGGGGAUUUCUACUCAAAAACUGGACAUGUAUUGCCCUUCUGGGGUGUCCAUGAAUGUUUACUGUUAAAUAAUUGAACUGUAGAUGUGUAAAGCGUAGGCCCUAGUAAGAUGUUUCAUUGCUAACACUACCCUGUUGCCAGUGUAGAUAGUGCUUAUCUGUGCUGCUGCCACAAAAAUGUGUCUCUUUCUUUCUAAAAGUUCACCAACAGGUUUAUGAGCAAUGACUACUGUUUACUUCACGGACAACUAGCAAGUUUGUGUUCUGCUUUUUGUAUAAAAAGUGAAAAAUAAAAAUUUCUGUUC
This is a messenger RNA of Pundamilia nyererei, 2511 nucleotides long. It is a transcript of the gene mpzl2b, whose product is annotated as myelin protein zero-like 2b. NCBI's taxonomy places the organism in Eukaryota, Metazoa, Chordata, Actinopteri, Cichliformes, Cichlidae. The record is from RefSeq and is a predicted model, not a curated record. The coding region runs from base 134 to 871 and encodes 245 amino acids. Gene Ontology annotation, cellular component: plasma membrane. Gene Ontology annotation, biological process: cell-cell adhesion. The transcript has 5 exons.